CUUCCUGCACCUUGACGCUCAGGUACACGGAUUUCCCCUCAAAUCUUCGGGAAACCAUAAUAUCGGAGUGAUCUGGACCCAACUCCUGGCCAAAAAUGGAUUGACAAAUAUAUAUAUACCUGGUGGACAUUGGCAAAGCCGUGACUUUUUCUGGGGGGGUGGAGUUGGCUCGUGGACGCAGCGUACUCCGACUAUAGCUAGUAAGUCAUGUCUGCUGGCAGCAACGGCAGCCUGAGACGCAGUGAGAGGCCGGGGAGAAGCAGGCAAGUCUCGUUCACUGAGGAGCGCUGUGUGGACCCGGUGGAGGAUAGGCAGCCAACUCCACAGCCAAAGGUGGGCCGCAAAGACCACCUUAAAGAUGCCAACGGAAAUGAGUCUGAGACCGUCAGCUUUGUGCCUGCUGCAGCCGAACCUUCAUCCCCAACGAGCUGUAAUCCCUGCUCGUCCCCGCAGAGCUGUAAAACGUUUGUGUUCACUGUAAUCACGUGCGGACUGUACAGGGUGUGCCAGGGCUCCAUCCUCGCUCCGUGCUUGGCGCCGAACGAGAGCUCCCCAGAUGAACCAGAAAAGGUGAGCCUUCGAGGCGUCAACCCGGAGGACAACAAAGAUAAGACCGAAACGGACUUGUCAGACGUUCACAUUAACGGAGUCCCAGUAGUCGGUCCGAAAGGAUAUUUAGACGUCGACAUCAAAUCUUCACCGUAUGUCCCCACGCCUGCUCAGAGUCAGAUAGGGUUUGCCUCUUUGCAUGAGUCCAUGACAUUUGAUGACUGGGAGGGCGGUGAAGAGAACGUGGACUCUCUGAUCACCCAGAAGCUGCUGGAGCUCUACUCCGAGUAUCAAAUCGAAGAGCUCGCCAGAUGCACCUCAGACUCUGUGUUUCUGAGGAAGAGCAAAGCCAUCUCUCAGCUCAUCAACUCUCUGGCAGAGGAGCACAAAAUGGACGAGCAGGAAGCGGAGUGCCGGCUGGUGCGGGGCAUCAUCCGCAUCAGCACUCGGAAAAGCGCGAAGAAGAGGCCGCCCAUUCCCAGGAUGGAAAGGACGCUGUCGGACAGCGGGCACGAGACCAUGAUUGGAAGUGGCUCCUUUCCAUCCAGUAACAACAAUGACUACAAGUCAAAUCCCAACAUUCAAAUAUCAGACUUGACUUCCACUGACAAGUUCGCCAGGAACAUGUGGCGGAAGAAUGGAGAUCACACUUCAGUUUCUCCAACGACUUACUCGCCCUGCCAGUCAGAGACGGAGUCUUCAGGCGUCCCACUGCUACACUCUUCAGUGAGGACAUGAAUCAUCCCUGCAUCACCGGCGCAUUGUUUCCAUAAGGUCACAUGCAGAAUGUUGAAAGGAAAGUACUACUUGCACUGGAGUGUCUGGCUGAGCCAAACUCCUUUGGGGGCCAUGCCUUUACUGUAGAAGGAAAAUGUGAAGGUUCACAUUGUCUGAAGGGCUUCAGUGAACUCAGGGUUCUGUGUGUAGAUAUUUAUGGUUUGUAAAUACCGUAUUUGUGCUUUGAAGGAUUCCUUGUUUGGAAGACUGUCCUGCAAGAAGCCUAUACAGUGGCUCUCAAAACUUUACACACUCUUUUUAAACUAAUUUUAGUAUAUUUGUAUUGUUUUAUUUUUUCAUUAUAAAAGGUUAUAAAAGUAUUUACUCUAACAGUUUAUUAAAGUAAAUUUUAAUACUAAAACAGCAUCCAGCCCGUUUGGUAUGAGUCUAUUAGUAUAGCGCGUCUUAACUUGGUCAAAAUUGCGCACUCUACCUUACCAAAGUUCCCAGAUUGGGAGAACAUCUAUUGUCCAUGGCCCUCUUUAGGUAACUUUCUAUCAGAUUUAGCUCUGGACUCAGCAGGCCCUUCCCUUCCAAAAAGCCUUUCUGAUGUGAAUUGGAUGUACAAUUGGACUCAAUUUGAAACCUGAUGGCGGGGUUCUGCUUUUACAUCAGGGUGAGUUACAAUUUGAUAUAACCCCAGAUCAUGAUACUCCCCCAGCAAUCUUUUAUCAUGGGUUUGGGUUUCUUUUGGUGGUGCUUGGUGUGGGCCAAAAACUCCACAUCAACAGUGGCCUAAACUUUUCUUUGAUUUUAUCAAACCACAACACACUUAAUCAUGCUCCUUUAGGCUAUUUUAGUCAGGUUUACUUUGGAAAAAUGAAAUCUGUUUUCACCAGUACUUCUUUGUCCAGGCUCUAUCCCUACAGAAUACAGAGAGUUGUUGUCACGUGUUGAACAAGCCCAGUAUUUCCUAUAAAUUCCUGCAACUACGUCAGUCUUGCUGUCCAGCUCUCAACAGCCUCCAUGACCAAUUUCUUUCUUGUCUUUUCAUCUAUUUUGGGAAAACAUCUAGUAUGCAUAAUUUUACUGGUGUCCCAUGCUUUCUGAAAUUCUGGCUAAAUGUUUUCAGUCUGUCGUGGUAUAUAUCUAUAAAGUACUGUGGGUUUUAGUACUUUUUCUGAUUUAUACCUUUGUACAGUGACAUCAUUUUGAAUCCUACUAGGACCGUUGAACUUUAUCUCAGGUUUAUUACAUUUACUGUAAUUGAUAUCAGGUGUGCACACAAGACUAAAUGUUUAAAUGAGACCAAGAACUGAAUAAAACAAAAUAUUAGUUGAAGGGUGCACCCACUGUUGCAACCAGAUUUUAGUUUUUGUUCUGUUUUCACAGUUUUCAGUCAAACAGAUUGGUUUGUUUUUCAGUUAAAUUGUAUAAGAUAUGUCACAAUAAAGGUGGAAAAAAGUUUUUAAAUGAAAUUCACAUGAAAUAUUAUCUGACAUGGUGUGUACAGUUUUGAGAUCCACUGUAGAUCCACUGUAGAUCCUAUUUUAUUAUGACAGUUAACCGUCCACUUGUUUUUGAAGUGCUUGUUAUUUUAAAAUGUGACUUUUGAUCUUGUGGGUUUGAUUACUAUGCUCUUUUUACAUUAAAUAAUUAUUUUCUUUUUGUUUACCUGCUUUAAUAUUUCCUUGGUUUGCGAUAGUGCACAUUUCACUAUACUUUUGUCUGCAUAUAUCUGGUUCCUUGUUUAACCAUUGCUUUUAGCUACAUUUUUGCUGUUUUAUUUUUCUGAUUUUGAUUAUUUCAAAUGAAUGUAAGAUGCAUUUUUAAUGUUCAAAAGUUGCAAUAGUGGAAAAAAAUAGAUGAAGAAAGGAUUGAAGGUAUUCUAAUAUAAUGAAUGGAAAUUUAUUGUUGUAAUGACUUUCUUCAACUUUCGUUUUUGUGCUUUUUGUUGUACACAAGAAAAAAAACCACUCUAAAAAUAUUGACUUUCUUACUAAACAUAGAGAAAAGUAAAAAUACAAAAGUUAUUGCUGUCCUGAGACCAACAAGAGCCAGGCUUUGUAAGAGCAGACCUGCUUGUUUUAUUUUUACCUUGAGACUAAUUUAUUAUUCCUAAUGUUCCUAAUGUUCUGUUCCUAAUAAAUGACAUAUAUUCCAGUUGAAGAGUUCAAAUGUUUUUUAAAUCAUGUUUACUACCAGGACUGCUACCUCUCUGCUGUUUUUAGACCCUAUACUAAACUAAGCUAACUGGCUUCUUCUUGUAGCUUACCCCCUAUUUUCUGUGCUGACAUGAAAACUAAGUUGGAAACAUCCUGGUAAACCAGUGGAAUAAACCCGUAAGCCUUCCCUGAUGAUCUGCUUAACAGGAUCGGGUUAUCCUUUUUGUUGUAGCUACAUUAUCUAAAAUGUAUGAUCCUCUCAAGCCACAGGCUAUGAUUGUAUGCUUCAUUUCAAUUCUAUAUAUUAACUUUGUGUUUGAGUUACCUAUUAUAACAGCUGAAGAAUUUCUGGUGUGGUUAUUAUAUUCUUUGAUUCUGUGUAAUUGAAUAACGACUAGCCCUUUUUGUCUUAUAAUGUGCCUUAUUAGACUUAUUUGGCACUGUAUUGAUGAACUCAAUUUUAAGGUUAUGUACUACUUUCUGAUUUGGCUUUAAAAGCACAAAACGCAACUGAUUUAAAGACUUUCCAGCUGUAGUAUCUGUCAUAUGUUUUGCACUUUUUCUCUUCUGUUGCAUUAUGCCAUGUUCUGUAAAGUCUUUAAAAAUGUAUCUGCCUUUGGUUAAAUGUCUUGUACUGUUCAGCGAGUCAAAUAAAGUAAAUUAAGUAAAUGAUGUGAA
Molecule: messenger RNA, 4109 nt
Organism: Fundulus heteroclitus (mummichog)
Lineage: Eukaryota; Metazoa; Chordata; Actinopteri; Cyprinodontiformes; Fundulidae
Gene: kdf1b
Product: keratinocyte differentiation factor 1b
Exons: 4
Coding region: 208-1287 (359 amino acids)
Biological process (GO): regulation of epidermal cell division; keratinocyte development
Cellular component (GO): cell junction
Source: RefSeq, a predicted model, not a curated record